GAUCUCUACCGUUUAUGGAAGGGGAAUUCCCUAAAAAAAAGAUUUUCGGAUGCCAAUGAUAAUUCUACACUCCAAAAACGGGUGGUGCCACUGCUAAAGAACUGACCAAUAGAUAAACUUUCAGAUGGCAUCAUUUAGCUUUUUUCCCCUCCACUACCGGCACAGUACUCGUACGACAAUGCUCAGAUUCGAUUGUGCGAGAUGGGUUUGGCUCGUGUUGUAAUAGGAUGGUGGGAUGGGUUGCCCCUCUUUUCGCCGGUCAUGGCAUCCCGCCCCUUAUUUACUCCAUCCUUCCUUUUCUCCCCCCCUCUCUCGCCAGUCACAGCAAACCACUCGACGAUACGCAGCUCCUCUCACCAGAAGUUACCCAUACAUUAGUACACCGGUACGAUGGCCGCUCAAACUCCCACCGGAACGUGAGUAUCGUUUGCGUUGAUUGCCUAGAAAUAUAUGUUAACUCCAGGCUAGUCUCCGCCUCGGAAGCAUUGCUCCGGACUUUGAAGCUGUGACCACCACCGUUCGUCUCCCAAUUCCAGACAAAAACCCUCGUUAGAAUUUCGCUGACCCCGUUCAGGGCCCCAUCAAGUUCCACGAGUUCAUCGGAGACAACUGGGUUGUCCUCUUCUCGCACCCCGAGGGUACAAACACGCAUUUCCACCUUAUGCAUUAUCCAAUUGCUGACCGCUGAAGACUUUACCCCCGUUUGCACCACCGAGUUGGGAGCCUUCGCUAAGCUCGAGCCCGAAUUCACCAAGCGUGGUGUCAAGCUCAUUGGCCUUUCCGCAAACACCAUCGAGUCUCACGGGAAGUGGAUCAAGGAUAUCGAUGAGGUCUCUUCAUGCAGCCUCAAAUUCCCUAUUAUUGGGGACAAGGAGAGGAAGAUUGCACAUGCUUACGACAUGUUUGUUCCCCAGUGAAAUAGGCAACAGAGCCAACAAGGAUAAAAAGCUAAAUCUGAUCUCGGCAGGAUUGAUUACCAAGACACUACCAAUGUUGACUCCAAGGGGAUCGCUUUCACUAUUCGCUCUGUCUUCAUUAUCGACCCAAAGAAGACUAUCCGUCUUAUCAUGUCAUACCCUGCCUCUACUGGGCGCAACGCAGCUGAGGUUCUCCGUGUCGUCGACUCCCUACAGACUGGUGACAAGCACCGGUGAUUGUUCCUUUACCUCUGGCUUCUGGAGAGAAAUAAAUUAACGGAAACAGUAUUACCACUCCUAUCAACUGGGUUCCUGGAGACGAUGUUAUUGUCCACCCCUCCGUCACUAAUGAGGAGGCCAAGGUAUAUCCCAAUAUACUCCUCGAUGCUGGUGGUUGCUAACAACCCCCAGACCCUCUUUCCUGACUUCCGCAUCGUUAAGCCAUACUUGCGAUUCACGCCUCUCCCCAAGGAGAAGACCACUGCUGCUUAACUCUUUUAAAACAGAGUCAUGGGAGAUCAGGUAUAAGCUACUGUAAACUAAACGGAUCCUCUCUUUUUCCAGUCAAGUUCACGGUCUCCAUU
Messenger RNA from Tuber aestivum (summer truffle), 1501 nucleotides. The record is from the annotation of a GenBank genome assembly. NCBI's taxonomy places the organism in Eukaryota, Fungi, Ascomycota, Pezizomycetes, Pezizales, Tuberaceae.